Racocetra fulgida is the source of this 1947-nucleotide messenger RNA. The record is from the annotation of a GenBank genome assembly. NCBI's taxonomy places the organism in Eukaryota, Fungi, Glomeromycota, Glomeromycetes, Diversisporales, Gigasporaceae.
CUGAAUCGAAACGAAAAAAAAAAUGGAACCCUACAUUGGGAAUGAAGGUAAGCUCUCAAACUUGCAAACUUGCUUUUCGACAGUGGACUGAUUCACCCUAUUUUUGCUAUACUGGUUUUCCAGCUGUUUUAAAAUAUUUCGAAACUUACGAUGAAGAAACAUGGACUUACGAACAUUUUUUAAAUGAAUUAAAAGAAACGAUUAUAACUUCGCCACCAUAUACUAACGACUGGAGCGGUUUAGACGUUCUCAAUGAAGCAAGGUUUCGUAGUUCAGAUGAAGUGAUUUCCGCUGUUAAUAAACGAUAUCCUGAGGAUCGAGCUAGUGGUGCUUCGCACAAACGUCAAUGUCUCCAAACAGAAAACGGGCCAUCGCAAACUCCAGAAGAAAAGGUUGCAGAGGUUACAGAUGAUGAAGGAUGGGAGUUUGAUACACCACAGCCAAGUUGGCUAAAAAGAUUGAUAGAGGAACACUUGUCAGAUCCGAAAAUUGUAGACCUUCUUUCAGAAUCAGAUCUAUCAGAUCUGAACGCGAUGUUUUCAUCUGCAUUAAAAGAUUGGACCGUGUUGGAACCUUCAGCGGAAAAAUGUCUGAAGUCUCUUUCAAAGCUUCGUACAAUUGGAGAAUCCGUAAGACCGAAGGGAACACACGGUGCAAUUCUUAGACUCCAAGAAAUGACAAGUACUAGGAAUCCAAUUAUCUUAGAAGCUGACGAUCUAUUUUAUGAUGGAUAUAUCGACGAAGAUAUUAAAAUUUUUCCCGAAGAGAUCUCACUACUUGAUCAUAAUGAUCAUCUGGAUCCAGAUAUGAUUGCGAAAGGGAUCCCCAAUAGACAAAAUUCGGAGCGGGACAUUGAUAUUUUUAUUAAACGUCAUAUUUUUUCAUGUUUCGAUGACAUUUUGGAUACUUCACGAGAUCGCCGAGCAAAUGCGGUAGAUGCUCCGAGUAAUGCGGAAGGAUACCACCUCGACUGGAUGUUUACGGACUUAAGUUGGGGUCGUGAAUUUUCAAUUUGCGAACGUGCCGGUUCCAAAGUUGAAAACAAACGCAAGGUUAUUUCGAAUAACUUAAAAGGACAAAAGAUUCUACGAGACAUGCACCGAUCUCUAACUGAAGUAAUAUAUACAGGAGGCGAUGGAAUGCUUUCGAAGCCGGUUCUGCAGUCUAUCACAAAGCUUCUUAUGCCCGGUUUUUUGUCUUCUUACUUUAUUUUGCGUGCUAUCCUAGUUAUAUAUGUAGGAGGAGGCUAUUACGCAUCGAUUAAUUUAGCCGAUUUCGACAUACCAACAAAAUACGAGGAGCUAAAGUCAGUUAUUGAGAUAUCCCGUAUAAUGCUUCAAGUCAAGAAAUUACUAUCCACUACUAUUACUCGAUUUAAACUUAUUAAAAAAAGAGCUGAGAAGGAAAAACUUGCUCCCGGAAGAAUGAUAAUGCCUGUUAGAGAGAAAGAGUACAGAUCUCCCCAAAAACCGAAGGGACCCGCCUCUUCUGUAACUCAGGACAAAGAAUCUCGAUCACAUAAGAAGAAAGAAGCGGAAAAUAUCGUGCAGGAUAUAUUUGAUUUUACUAUGGAUGGGUUCGAGAAAAAUCACAUGACGGAAAUUUCGCUGACGGGCCGUGAGGAAAAUAAUUGCCAAGAAAAGAUAGAGUCCCAGGGGGAUCUAGCAGAAUCAUCAAGUGACCAAGAUGACUCUAUCAUCGAUUCCGAAGGGGAGAUUUCGGAUGAUCAGACUAAUGCAUCGGAGGCACAAGCGAAUAGCUUGGUUUCAGCUAAGGCAAGUACAUCAAUAUCAUUAACCCAUGUCUCUAAUUCUUCAGUAAGUAUACCCGAUUAUUCUUAUGACGAGAACAAGAUAAAUGAUAUGGACACAAUACUUUCUGAUUAUGAUGAUGAUGAAGGUUAUUACUAUAAUUUAAAUACCGGUGAAACUUAUGGAAAAUCAGAUC